Molecule: messenger RNA, 1611 nt
Organism: Nematocida ausubeli
Lineage: Eukaryota; Fungi; Microsporidia
Exons: 1
Coding region: 1-1611 (536 amino acids)
Source: RefSeq, a predicted model, not a curated record
AUGGAAAUAUUUCAGGAAGACGCAAAUAAAACUAUAACCAGAAAUGACUUGAAGCUGGAAUAUACAAUUAAUGCAGCAAGACUAGAUGACUUAUGCUUUGAGAUUUUGGAAAUAUUAUUUCAAGAAAAAGAAAACCUUCAGUUAAAGAAUAGAUUGCUGGACAGGUUUAGACAGAUUAAUUUUUUUAUUUUAGAAAUAAUUGAUCCUGUAUACCGCAGUGUAUUUGGUCUAGAUAGAAAACCCGAUAUAACCCGAGAUAUACCAUUAAACCAUUCUCAGGAGGAAUUAUUGAAGAUAAGGAAGGCGUCCAUUGAUCUAAUCGUACUGAUUGAAGCAAUUAAGGUGAGGUUGUCGAAUGAGCUUGUAAUUCCGGAAAACCCGAUCAUCCGAGAGGUGCAAAAAUAUAUCUCGCAAGAUUCAAUAAAAGGUGGUGAUUUUGAGCUUGUAAGUGAGCUUAAAAGGAUGAUUAUCCAGGCAUUUGCAGGGUGCUACACGGAAAAUGCAUCUUCCAUGCCCCAUAUAAGACUUCCAAAUGAGCUUGAGCAAGAAAUCCUGAUAAACCAGAAAUUGCACAAAGAGGAAGAUUUCUUGGUCCCAGCAGGCCCCAAAGAAAGUAUGCAAUUCAGAAUGCCCAGUGCAAUACAAAUACCGUCUUCACACACCCUGAGAGACCAUAUUUCAAUGGUUUCCAGUGAAAAUAUUCAUGAAGCUGAAAUAAAACAUAGCCCUUAUAUACCCAGAACCAGCUGUAUAUACAGAAAUCUAGACUCAUUCUCAGAAGAUUCAUCAGCAGAUGAAUACGAAUGCACUUCCAUAAAAAUCAAAGAAGUCCCAGUUAAACCCACAUACAGUGACGUAAUUCAAAAUAUACGCAGAAAGGCAAUGGAAAUUGAAUACGAAACAAAAGCACGCCCCAGGAAUAUCCAAAAGACAGGAAGUGGGUCAGAGGUGUCAGAUAGCCCGUUAGAUGAACAGACUAAUAGCCCAUUGAGUGAACAUACUAAUAGCCCGUCGAGUGAGGAGACUAAUAGCCCGCUGAGUGAGGAGACUAAUAGCCCGCUGAGUGAGGAGACUAAUAGCCCGUUGAGUGAGGUGUCAGAUAGCCCGUUAAGUGAGGGAACUAACUCUCCUGUAUACAACCAGACUAACUCUCCUGUAUAUGAAAGGACUAACUCCCCUGUAUACAAUGUGACUAGUACUCCACUUACUACCCCCGUGUAUGAGGUGACUAAUUCAAGUGAUUCCAACAGGAAUGUGUCACCAGUAUAUAUUCCUGUAUAUGAGGAGACUAAGACCCCCGUAUACGAACAGACUAAUCCAAUAAUUAGUCCAGAUUAUAUACAGGAUACUAUUAAGUGCCCUGGUCCCUUUAUGAAUGAAUAUAAAAAUACAUUAUUCUAUGGGAAUACUUUAGUAGCACCCAGAAAGGGUAAACCGUCAGAAUACUCCAUCUUAGUAAAGAAGAAGAAAGAGAUGACCCGUCAGGGAAAAUGCUAUAAAAAUAUAUUAUUUGUACUGAUUAUAUUAUGUAUAAUUAGUGUGUUAUGUAUAGGUUAUAUUUAUAAGGAUAUCUUAUUUGAAUAUACAGAAUAUAUUAGGGUAUACAACUAA